Molecule: messenger RNA, 991 nt
Organism: Cannabis sativa
Lineage: Eukaryota; Viridiplantae; Streptophyta; Magnoliopsida; Rosales; Cannabaceae
Exons: 5
Coding region: 92-991 (299 amino acids)
Source: RefSeq, a predicted model, not a curated record
GACUUGUACAAGCUCGGCUUGUGCUUGUUUGUGGAGUCAGUGCUUCUGGGCCGCGAGGCCAACGCGCUGAUCACGCCUCACAUACUUAGAUAUGUGGAAGACCUCGAGUUCUUCUUCCGGAUUCCUUGGGGGAAGCACUCAUUCGCCGGUACUCAUGCACUCGCUUCAGAAAGACAUGUUGAAACAGAAGGCCAACUACGAGAAGAAGCUGAGUUCGGAUGUUCAGCACGAGUGCAAAUACACAACAUAUGGCUUCGCACCUGCAGUCCAAUAUUGGGCGUACGAGGCCAUUUUGGAGGUUGGCAAGAGGUAUGGCACGAACCACGGGAUUCGGUUCCCCAGGAUGCUUAGCUGGACGAGCAAAGGCGAUAUGGGGAAGAAAGACAUCAGCGCAUUAUUUUCUAGACGGAAUCUGGAAGUGGUGAAGGGGCUACUUCCACGGACAGAGGAGGAGGCAUUUGUGAGGACAAUUUCUUACGAUGGUGUGGAGAACCCGGUUGAUGAUGUUACUCAGGUCCCAGACACUCAGGAAAGAGACACUCAGGCCACUGGUUCAGAACCUCAGCCCAGUGCACCAUCUUCAUCAGGCGUUCGGGGUGCCGAGUACACUGAUUUAGUGGCUCGGUUGGAUAGGAUCGAGGCUGACACUCAGGGUCUGUAUGCUGCUCAGGCCGAGCUGAAGAAGGCAUACGAGACCAGCCAUGUAGAGCUGAAGGGUGGUCAGAACGUAAUUAUGGAGCAGCUCAGACACAUAUUGGCCAUGUUGAAUCGUCCGCCAACGACAGCUUCGACACGGAGGCCCCAGCAGAUCCAUCUACCCCACCACCACCGCUUCACCCCCACAUAUAGAUGCAGCAAUGCAUAUGCUGAGGAGGCGACGCACCGACUAUCCACUGACAUUUCCUCAGAAGGGUAUCAUUCUCUCCACAUUCGUGACCGCCAUGAUCAGCAGUGCAUAGACGAGCCACAAGGGUCCGAGGAAAAACUUUAA